This is a messenger RNA of Mangifera indica (mango), 1049 nucleotides long. RefSeq names its product LOB domain-containing protein 36-like. The coding region runs from base 163 to 948 and encodes 261 amino acids. NCBI's taxonomy places the organism in Eukaryota, Viridiplantae, Streptophyta, Magnoliopsida, Sapindales, Anacardiaceae. The record is from RefSeq and is a predicted model, not a curated record. The transcript has 3 exons.
UAUUCAGUUCUUUAUCGGCAACUUAACAUUUCUUUCUCUCAAUUCUUCAAAAAUUGGAUCGUAAACCCUAGGCCAGAGACCUCAUUCUCUCAGUCAGUCUCUGUCAGGUAAUAUGGACGGAGAGAGACGCUGAUCUGAACAAAAAUCAAAGGUUUGUAACAAAUGUCGUCUUCAAACUCGCCUUGUGCGGCCUGUAAGUUUCAGCGUCGAAAGUGUGCGCAAGAAUGUAUUUUUGCGCCUUAUUUCCCACCAGACCAGCCACAAAAAUACGCUAAUGUGCACAACGUCUUUGGCGCUAGCAAUGUCGCAAAACUUCUUAAUGAACUGAGUGCCAACUUACGAGAAGAUGCAGCCAACUCGUUGGUUUACGAGGCCGAGGCUCGCCUUCGUGACCCAGUUUAUGGCUGUGUGGGUCUCAUCUCCAUCCUUCAACAUAGGCUCAAACAAAUUCAGAGUGAUCUUUAUAACGCCAAGAAAGAGCUGGCUUCAUACAUUGGCCCUCAAGCUAUGAUGCCCAUGUUACAGCCCCAAGCCUUUAUGCCACAACAGCACUCUUGUGAAAUGAUACAACAGCAUGGCAUAUCGCCGAUGAUGGCUAUACCCAUGGGAUCACAGCAGCAACAUCAAAAUCAUCAGCAGCAGCAGAUGCUUGAGGCUCAGCAAAUGGUGGCUGAGAGAGAGCAACAGAUUUUGAGUUGUUCUGAGCAACAGCAGCAGCAAGAUGUUGUUAGGUUUAAUUGUGGAUUUGAUGAUCCAACAGCCACUGGGUUUCACCAUAUGAGUCCUGCUGCUAUGUCACCUUUGGCUCUGGGGAGUUUCGAUAACCCAUAUCAGAUUCAACCGCAACAACCAGAUUAUCAUCUCUAUUCACAUCCUAUUCAAGCGCAAAUUCUGCUUCAAUCACAACGGGCACAGUCACAGCCGCAUCAACAAGCAGCAAAAACUUAACAGCAGCAAAAGUCUGGUCAUUGGUGAAGUUUUGAAGCUCUUUUGCUGAUUCAUUGAAGAAGUUUUUUUCUAUUCUAGGUGCUUUCAUUUCUCUAAGCCUU